Molecule: messenger RNA, 3512 nt
Organism: Aedes aegypti (yellow fever mosquito)
Lineage: Eukaryota; Metazoa; Arthropoda; Insecta; Diptera; Culicidae
Product: trehalase
Exons: 5
Coding region: 828-2435 (535 amino acids)
Biological process (GO): trehalose catabolic process
Molecular function (GO): alpha,alpha-trehalase activity
Source: RefSeq, a predicted model, not a curated record
AGUUGCAUCAAUCUUUACAUCCACGGUGGUUGUCGUUCGGCAAUUGUUGGCGUUAAUUCCAACGUCAUAUCGUGCUGAUCGUACGUGUGGCCCACGAUCGUAGUGUGCACUGGUAGGAUCGUCGUAUCCAAGCAGCGGGAACAAGUUUCGUCUAGCCUAGUUCGAUAGCUGCCUUUGGCUGGCCAACUAGUGCGAAAUUUCCACGCGACCAGUGCGAAGGAGCCAUUUUACGCAGCAGCGUAACGUACGUACGAUAAGGAAAGAACGGCAACGGCGAAGGCCACCAUCGGUAAGAACGUGAUUCAACUCCGCUAAAGUCGACGGCACCUCAAGUUGAACUACCACAAACAACGCUGUGUUGAUCACAAACUUCAGCACAUCGCGAAAUAAAUAUCAGGUCGCUAGUAUUUCCUGUAAGUAGGAGCACAGUGGUGGAGGAGGCGUGAACCCAGACAAGAUACGUCAUUCAGUCCACCACAACUUUAUAUCGUUGGGAUCGUCCGUUAACGGAGCAGCUUCAAAAGGAAUCCUACAGACGAUAGUCGUGCCUUAAAUCUUACAGCAUUCGGACGUUCGUCUCAGGAAAGAAAUUUCCUUUCGUAAAGAGUGUGAUUACUGGAAAGCUACAGCCAGUACAAGUAUCAAACAGCUUAACCAGUGUCUGGAGAAAACCAACUGUGAAGUGUUUGCUUUCUGCAUCCAAACCUGUGAGGUGCGACAAGUGAGUGGUUCAGUUUGAAACAUUUGCAACAAGUGUCAUAGUCGUGAAAAGCGCAAAGUUGUUCCGGCAAAUUAAACAAGCAUCCGGACUCAUCCGCUUUUUUAAGAUGUCUUCCGCCAGCGAAAUCUACUGCCAUGGCAAGCUGCUCGAUACGGUCCAGAUGGCGCACAUCUAUCCCGACUCGAAGACCUUCGUCGACAUGAAGAUGAAGAAAACGCCGAACGAGACGUUGUCCGCGUUCAACGAUUUCAUGGAGCAAAAGAAGGAAGCUCCCACCACGGCCGAACUGAAGGCGUGGGUUGAGUCGAUGUUCGAGAAACCGGGAGCCGAAUUCGAGGAGUGGAUCCCCGACGACUGGAUCGAUAGCCCACGUUUCCUGAACAACAUCAAGGAUCUGGAUCUGCGAGGCUUUGCCAAAAAUUUGAACGCCGUCUGGCACCAACUGGGCCGCAAGAUGAUUGCCGACGUUGGCAUCAAUCCAGAGCAGUAUUCCAUCAUACAUGUUGACCAUCCGGUAAUUGUACCAGGAGGUAGAUUUAGAGAAUUCUAUUACUGGGACUCGUACUGGAUUGUGCAGGGACUGCUUCUUUCGGAAAUGAACCAUACGACCCGAGGAAUGUUGGAAAACUUCCUUUCCAUCGUCCAGCGGUACGGUUUCAUUCCGAACGGUGGCCGUAUCUACUACAGUAUGCGAUCACAACCUCCGCUACUGUGCGGAAUGGUCAAGUCCUACGUGGAUGCUACUAACGAUACCCAGUUUGCCAUGGACGCCGUGGAGACAUUGGAGCGGGAAUUCGAGUUUUUCAUGAACAACUACAUUGUGGAGGUGAACGGACAUCAACUAGCUGCCUAUGGAUACAAAUCGAGCGGGCCGCGGCCCGAGUCCUACCGCGAGGAUGUAAUCAGUGCUCAAGUGUUCGACAAGGAAGAAGACAAGCAGGAUUACUAUUGCGAAUUGAAAGCAGCGGCUGAAAGUGGAAUGGACUUUUCCAGCCGAUGGUUCAUCAAGAACGGAACGAAUCAGGGAAAUCUAACAGAUCUGAAGUGCCGAUCGAUCAUUGCCGUAGAAUUAAACGCUAUUCUUUACUGGAACGCGAAAAUCAUUUCGGAAUUCUAUGCACUCAAAAACAAUGCCCAGAAGGCGCAGCUAUACGAAGCGAAGGCAGAAGAAAUCAAGAAAGCCAUUGACGCAGUACUGUGGAACGAAGACGAAGGAGCCUGGUUGGACUACGAUCUGAUCAACAAGAAACACCGGCACUACUUCGUACCCACCAAUCUGUCGCCUCUCUGGACGGGAUGUUACAAUAAGGAUGAUGCUAGCCUACCGAAGAAGAUAUUGGCCUACAUUGAGAAGAAUGAGCUGGACAAAUAUCCGGGAGGAGUGCCGAACACGAUGGCCGAUACCAACGAACAGUGGGACUUCCCGAACGUUUGGCCACCGAUGCAGCACAUGCUGAUCAUGGGCCUGGAUGGACUGAACAGUAAGGAAGCGAAAGAUUUAGCUUUUAAGUGGGCCCAGCGGUGGGUGCGUGGAAAUUUCCUGGCGUACAACGAAACGCACGCCAUGUUCGAGAAGUACAGCGCAGUCGAGUUGGGUGGCCAUGGAGGUGGUGGCGAGUACGAGGUCCAAACCGGAUUUGGCUGGUCCAACGGUGCCGUCAUGGAUCUGAUGAAUAAAUACGGCGACCGGCUAACGACAGGUUCGAUCGAAUAAAUCAUCUCUUCUAUGGACAUUGGGAUACGUUGUGCUAUAGUGUGUGGGUGUGCUUUCAACGAGAUCGUUCUCAGCAUUUCUCUAGGCUUUUCAAAUUAUUUUCCCUCUGCACCAACUCUGAACACUGCAAUAUCUUUUUUAUCCAAAUCAGAAGGCUACUGUUGCCCACGCGCCAUACACUGGAAGAAACAACGACAUUCAAUUUGGAAAGCUCUUCAACGAAAAUCGAAUCCACAUUGCAGUGACUCAUCGCACCUUAGUGUUUGUGUUUGUUCUGUUGAUUGUUAAACCUCAUUUUGUUAAUUUAUUUACCAAUGUAAAAGUGCUCAUUCUCAUGACAGAUAACUAGAGAUUUUCACAUGAAGAAAUAUUUACCAAACUAAAUUGCAUGGUACGUACAUCUUUUCCGAAGAAGCACCCAAUUACAAACACUACCAAGUAUCAUCAAACCAAUAACAGCGUGAAAGAUGCACGUACAUAUUUAGAGUCCUAUAGAAGUUUUCAGUGAACGAGAUGAGUUUGUAGCAUCGUUUUCCAUCAAACCUUGUAUUUAUUAUCAAUGAAUGUACCAACAAUAGUGUAGAUCGCCAUUCACGUCAAAAACUGGUUCACAUCAGCACUCAGCAGGUUUGAUUCCAUUUCAAAUAUUUACAAACCCGUCUGCAGAAAAGACAUCACUCAGGAAGAGCACAAAUCAUUCAAUAUUUUCUAUGACUCCUUGCUUUCAAACAUGGCGCCAACCAAGAAGACAGAUGUCUUCUGAACAGCUUUUAUCAAAGAAGAAACCGUAUUAUACGUAGGAAAUUUAGUUUACUAGGAUAAGGUCAAGAGGAUUCUUUUAUUCAGUGCUUCAGUGUCAGUGUGAAAAUAGGGCACUCGUUCUUCGCAUUUUAGUUUAGCAUAGGAUAAGGGGUUUUUUCCUAGCGGAAACCCCUUGAAAGCUCUAUACAAUAGAAACGAUUGUGCCUACUCGAAAGGAUCAGCCAGCAUGUGAUAGACAAGAAUUGUAUAAGUAUUUUAGGAACCAAUUUCUUCGACUCGAUAGGAUAGUGUCAUAAGCUACUGUAAGCGUUUUAA